ACACAUAGAUCCAGCAUCUUCUGUUCUCCUCAGACAACAGUUUCAGGAUAUUUAGUCAAACAAGAGUUCAAGAACUCAUCACUGGCUGUGAUAAAUCAACAUGACGUUCUGUUCUACAAUAGCUGCCCUGCUCAUUGCAGCUUGUCUGUUUCUGCCCUCUGAUGCUGUUCUGCCAAAACCUGGGAUCUGUCCAAAAGUCUUCAACACUCUUGUGGCAGUACCACCAUGUGAAAGGGACGAAGAAUGCAGGGGAGAUGAAAAAUGCUGCAAGUUUGAUUACGGAUCUGUCUGCGCCCCGCCUACUUCAAUACCUCCUGAAGAGGCGAAAAAACCAGGUCAGUGUCCAAAGGAUUUUCAAUCUUUUGCACCAUCAAAGCCGUGUGGCUUUGACAGAGACUGCCCUGGAGAUGACAAAUGUUGUACAUUUGACUAUGGAUCUGUCUGCGCACCUCCUGUUUCAACAACUCUUGGGUGUCCACCUCCAGGAGAGGUUGGAAUAUGUAUUGAAGGAUGCAUCGGAGGAUGCAAAGAUGGUCAGAUUUGCUGCUCUAAUGGGUGUGGACAUCAGUGCAUGACACCAGUGUCAGUGAAGCCCGGAUUUUGUGGAAGGCGUCUGCCCAUCCCCAACCCUCUUUGUCGUGAUCUCUGCCGUCAUGAUGGUGAUUGCCGGACAUGUAUUCAUGAGUGCUCUACAGACAGGGAUUGUCCAUACCUUCAGAAAUGCUGCUUCAACGGCUGUGGAUAUGUGUGCUAUGGACCAAAAGUAAAGCCAGACAUGGUGGUCCAAGGUGGUUCACCCCAAACUGUUGUGAGUUCUGCCAAGAUGAUUAUGACUGCCCAGGAUACAAGAAGUGCUGUCAGACAACAUGCGGCCUCUCCUGCACACACUGACUCGAGGYGCAAAUACUGAGCCGUAUCCAGAUGUGCACAUUAAGUUUUCC
Austrofundulus limnaeus is the source of this 941-nucleotide messenger RNA. Its product is annotated as perlwapin. Gene Ontology annotation, cellular component: extracellular region. The record is from RefSeq and is a predicted model, not a curated record. Gene Ontology annotation, biological process: antibacterial humoral response; innate immune response. NCBI's taxonomy places the organism in Eukaryota, Metazoa, Chordata, Actinopteri, Cyprinodontiformes, Rivulidae. Gene Ontology annotation, molecular function: serine-type endopeptidase inhibitor activity.